GUACCAGUGUACAUAGACUAUUGGCAGCCAGGCUACCUUAGCUCGACAUGCUGGAAUUCGACGCCUCCUUCUUCUAUCUUUGACAGCGUCCACUUGGCAUGCAGACGGGCCCUAGCAAGUGCUGCCCCGGAUAGACAAAUCAUCCGUCAGCGACAUGCACACUGCUCCAAUUGCCCUCCGCCGCUUGGACCGGGAUGCAUUUCAGGCGGCACGCAGGAUCUCAGCGACCAGAGAUUGGCGAAGCAGCCUGGUCUCUCAGCCGCCAGCGACAGGGACGUGGGCAGUGGGGGUCGGUUGGAUGGCGAACAGUAUCAAACUCCGUACCUUACGGAUACAAUGUCUCCUUCAACUCGAUGAUGCACCGCACCUGGCUACUUGAGUCAAUAAAGUGCCCGAAGCAACGACGCAAAGAGGGGAACAUGUUUCUUUCGACGCAACUUCACGACUCGCUGCGUCCUCUAUCCAUGCACGCCUGUAUCCCACGUCGAAACUCGGAGAAGAACUCUAGCACUGCACCUGCUAUAUCGUGGCACACAUAUUGGAGCGUUUAUCUCCUCUUUCUUCUGUUGAUGCUCUACCUAGAUCCCACCCCUCCCGAAUCCGUAAUCCCUCCCCAAGCCAACGAAAACACCGCCGACCUCCCCGGACCCUGGUCUGACCAACCCUUCUGUUCACCACUUCCCCAGACUAUCCACAUCCGCAGCUCCCUUCCUGACUCGUUACUGGGAUUCCCAUCCGUCUUCGUCUUCGACAACUCUCGACUUGGUCUGCUUCCCCGCAAAUUUCGGGUCUCAACACCAGCCGGCCCCAUUUCGCACGCGGAUUUGGUGCUUGGCCAGAUAGAUCCCCAGUCUGCCAGAUUAGCCCUCCCGCUAGCAACACAACAACAGUGAACCGUUCUCUGGCCACGCAGUUGGCUUAUCUUGGCAGCCAGUCCAUCCUGUGCCAGCCUGCCCGGAUUUUGCAACCGUCC
Messenger RNA from Colletotrichum acutatum, 973 nucleotides. RefSeq lists its product as uncharacterized. The transcript has a single exon. Lineage: Eukaryota; Fungi; Ascomycota; Sordariomycetes; Glomerellales; Glomerellaceae. Bases 195 to 893 code for a protein of 232 amino acids. The record is from RefSeq and is a predicted model, not a curated record.